CACUGUCGGUACUGAAAAUCCAUAGCACGUGUGACGUCAAGUAUAGAUCUUUAGUACUGGCAGUGCAUAUCGGAACGCAGCUCGAUAGUGUUUCUUGUACAAUACAUAUAUAUACAAUCGUCUGCAGCUGCGCAAAAACCGGUAGAGUAUUGUAUGCGUAUCUUUGUAUAUAUCGAGAGGUUCCGCGAAGACUAUCAGACGGAGGUUAUCUCGAAGACGUGUCUUCCACAUAUUUGUCAGAUUAACGCAAACUUGUGGACGCAAUUUCCAAACGAACGAUAGUUGGAACAAUAACAAUAAACUGUGAUUGCAAAAAUGGAAAACGAAAGGUACUCAUCUUACAAUCGUAAAUUAAAGAUGUAUUUGGCGCCAAGCAUUCUUCUGACUAUCAUUUUUGCCUUUGCCGUAUACAAAGCAACGAAAGACAGCAUUGUAACGUCGUUAGUGACUACGUGUUUCAUUACGUCUGUAUUUCUUGUGAGUUUUCUGUGUUGCGACGCGGUGCUGCGUCUGUGUCACACACUGAUCUUGCUCGUGGAUCAACAGUCCGGAGAAAGUUUCUCAGCAAUGAGUUACAUCUUUCACCUGAACAUUGCAUCUAUAGGAGUUGGUGUCAUCAGUGUGAUUAUAUUUCUGGGACUAAUAAUUAUUGUCCGGGAAAAUCCAUUUAAUUACAUCUGGCAAUUUGGACCUUACAUAAAUAUCCCAUUGAUGAUAUUUUCUUUCUGUUUGCUAAGGAUGACAAACUUGGCUAAGUGGCAAUCAUGUUCUCUUGCUGCCAUGAAAGGACUAGAUUAUGGUACAGGUAUGGCGUACAGUUACUAUUAUGGGUAUCUACGAUUGGUUCUACCAUCUACAGGAACCAGAGACAGCAAAAGCAUCAAUGAAAAAAUUGAAAAUUUUGAGGACAAUCAUAAUGUUAAUUUUACUGUUCACAAAUUAUUUAUUUUGAUAUCAUCUUCCGGAUAUAUCCCACCAGAUUUAAAAGAAGCUUCUCAGUGGAUGGAGAGUGCAAGUGAGCUAGAAGAAGAAACACGCAAUAGAGCUGGUAAUAUAGGUAGAAAAUAUCGCAACAAUGUUUACAAGAUAUAUCCUGGUGGAUUAAAACCAGGCGUUAAACCCUAUUAUGUAGUGGCAGAGGGUGCCUCACCUUUACUAACAUUUCAUGAAGUAAUACAACAUAAUCAUCCAGAAUCUGAACUAUUUAAGAGAUAUAAAACUGAGAUUAUCAAGACAUUUUAUGAAAAGUUACAAAAUAUUUUGCAAAGUAAUCCAGAUACUAGAGACUUAUGCGAAUUAAUUUACUAUAAUGAUUAUGACUCUAGUGGAGUAAAAGUUAAUGUUGGAGAAUUAAUUUUAGAAAGAAUAUAUAAACUUCGGAGCUCUUAAAUACAACAAAAAUAAAAAAUUGUAUGUGUUAACAAAUUCUAUCACACUGUACAAUAUUACAUCUUUGUUACCAAUGUAAUUUUACAUGUAUAGAUAUUUAUCAGAAGCAUUUUAUACAGUAUUGUUCAGUACAGUAAGUGAUUAUUGUAAGAACACAAGAGUGUGUAUAUAUAUAUAUGUAUAAGUGAUUUAAAGUUUAUAUAAAUUUAUAUC
This is a messenger RNA of Pseudomyrmex gracilis, 1602 nucleotides long. RefSeq names its product stimulator of interferon genes protein (gene Sting). The transcript has a single exon. Gene Ontology annotation, molecular function: cyclic-di-GMP binding; 2',3'-cyclic GMP-AMP binding. Gene Ontology annotation, biological process: activation of innate immune response; innate immune response; autophagosome assembly. The coding region runs from base 316 to 1389 and encodes 357 amino acids. Lineage: Eukaryota; Metazoa; Arthropoda; Insecta; Hymenoptera; Formicidae. The record is from RefSeq and is a predicted model, not a curated record. Gene Ontology annotation, cellular component: autophagosome; endoplasmic reticulum membrane.